Nipponia nippon (crested ibis) is the source of this 9115-nucleotide messenger RNA. The record is from RefSeq and is a predicted model, not a curated record. Lineage: Eukaryota; Metazoa; Chordata; Aves; Pelecaniformes; Threskiornithidae.
UUAGGGCUGAGGGUAGCCCAGGAUGGCCGCAGCUUCAUAUGAUCAGUUGUUAAAGCAAGUUGAGGCAUUAAAGAUGGAGAACUCCAACCUUCGGCAAGAGCUAGAGGAUAACUCAAAUCACCUAACAAAACUGGAAACUGAGGCAUCUAAUAUGAAGGAGGUGCUGAAACAGCUACAAGGAAGUAUUGAAGAUGAGGCAAUGGCAUCUUCUGGACAAAUUGACUUACUGGAACGACUUAAAGAACUGAACUUGGAAAGUACCAACUUCCCUGGAGUGAAAUUAAGGCCAAAGGUGUCCGUGCGUUCAUAUGGGAGCCGGGAAGGGUCCGUGUCAAGCCGUUCAGGAGAGUGCAGCCCUGUUCCCAUGGGAUCGUUUCCAAGAAGAGGAUUUAUGAAUGGAAGCAGAGAAAGCACUGGUUAUUUAGAAGAGCUAGAAAAAGAGAGAUCUCUUUUGCUUGCGGAGCUUGAGAAGGAAGAGAAAGAAAAGGACUGGUAUUAUGCCCAGCUUCAGAACCUGACUAAAAGGAUUGAUAGUCUCCCCCUUACUGAAAAUUUCUCCUUGCAAACAGAUAUGACCAGAAGGCAGCUGGAGUAUGAGGCAAGGCAAAUCAGAGCUGCAAUGGAAGAACAACUAGGUACUUGUCAGGACAUGGAGAAGCGAGCACAGGCGAGGGUGGCGAGAAUUCAACAAAUAGAGAAGGACAUUCUUCGUAUACGACAGCUCCUGCAAUCACAAGCCGCUGAAGCAGAGAGAGCACCUCAAAGCAAGCAUGAUGCAGGUUCCCAUGAUACAGAGAGGCAGAAUGAAGGUCAAGGAGCAGCAGAAAUCAGCAUGGCAACUAGCAGUACUGGUCAGGCUUCUGCUGCUCGAAUGGACCAUGAGACAGCCAGUGUUAUGAGCUCUAGUAGUAACUAUUCUGUUCCUCGCAGAUUGACAAGUCAUCUGGGUACCAAGGUGGAAAUGGUGUAUUCAUUAUUAUCAAUGCUUGGUACUCAUGAUAAAGAUGACAUGUCAAGAACAUUGCUGGCGAUGUCUAGCUCCCAGGACAGCUGCAUAGCCAUGCGUCAGUCUGGAUGUCUUCCACUCCUCAUCCAGCUUUUACAUGGCAACGAUAAAGACUCUGUCUUGUUAGGAAACUCUCGUGGUAGUAAAGAGGCCCGUGCCAGAGCCAGCGCAGCACUGCAUAACAUCAUUCACUCCCAGCCUGAUGACAAGCGAGGCAGACGGGAAAUCCGCGUGCUCCAUCUUUUGGAGCAGAUCCGUGCUUACUGUGAAACAUGUUGGGAAUGGCAGGAAGCCCAUGAACAAGGCAUGGACCAAGACAAAAACCCAAUGCCUGCUCCAGUGGAUCAUCAAAUCUGUCCCGCUGUGUGUGUUCUGAUGAAACUUUCAUUUGAUGAAGAACACAGGCAUGCGAUGAAUGAGCUUGGAGGUUUGCAGGCCAUUGCUGAACUGUUGCAAGUGGAUUGUGAAAUGUAUGGACUUACAAAUGAUCACUAUAGUGUUACCUUAAGGAGGUAUGCUGGAAUGGCUCUGACAAACUUGACUUUUGGAGAUGUGGCAAACAAGGCUACAUUAUGUUCUAUGAAGGGCUGCAUGAGAGCUCUUGUAGCCCAACUGAAAUCUGAAAGUGAAGACUUACAGCAGGUCAUUGCAAGUGUAUUGAGGAACUUGUCCUGGCGAGCAGAUGUAAACAGUAAAAAGACUCUAAGAGAAGUUGGCAGUGUGAAAGCAUUGAUGGAAUGUGCUUUAGAAGUUAAGAAGGAAUCCACCCUAAAAAGUGUUCUGAGUGCCUUAUGGAAUUUGUCAGCACACUGUACCGAGAACAAAGCUGACAUAUGUGCUGUUGAUGGUGCUCUUGCAUUUCUAGUCGGCACACUGACAUACCGGAGCCAAACAAACACUUUAGCCAUCAUAGAAAGUGGAGGAGGAAUAUUAAGAAAUGUUUCUAGCUUAAUUGCUACUAAUGAGGACCAUAGGCAAAUCCUGCGAGAGAACAGCUGCUUACAAACCUUGUUACAACACUUGAAGUCACACAGUUUGACAAUAGUCAGUAAUGCAUGUGGGACCCUGUGGAAUCUUUCUGCACGAAAUGCAAAGGAUCAGGAGGCGCUGUGGGACAUGGGAGCAGUCAGCAUGCUGAAAAAUCUCAUCCACUCAAAACACAAAAUGAUAGCCAUGGGUAGUGCUGCAGCUCGAAGAAACCUCAUGGCAAACAGGCCAGCAAAAUAUAAGGAUGCCAACAUCAUGUCUCCAGGAUCAAGCUUACCAUCUCUUCAUGUCAGAAAACAAAAGGCACUCGAAGCAGAAUUAGAUGCUCAGCAUUUAUCAGAGACUUUUGACAACAUUGAUAAUUUAAGCCCGAAAGCAUCUCACCGUAAUAAGCAGAGACAUAAGCAAAAUAUAUACAGUGAGUAUGUCUUGGACUCCAGUCGGCAUGAUGAUGGUAUAUGCAGAUCAGAGAGUUUUAAUGCUAGUAAUGUGACUGUACUUUCACCAUAUUUAAAUACUACAGUAUUGCCUGGCUCCUCCUCUUCCAGUAGAGGAAACAUAGAAAAUUCUCGGUCCGAGAAGGACAGAAGUCUUGAUAGAGAUCGAGCAGUAGGCUUAAAUACCUAUCAUCCAGCUGCAGAGAACACUGGGAACUCCUCUAAGAGAAUAGGAAUGCAGAUUUCUACUGCUGCAGCUCAGAUCACCAAAGUUAUGGAAGAAGUAACAAGCAUGCAUGUUCCACAAGAAGACAGAAGUUCUGGUUCCACUUCUGAAAUGCACUGUUUGACAGAAGACAGAAAAGCCCCAAGGAGAUCAGCCACUGCCCAUACUCACUCAAAUACAUACUUUCCUAAAUCUGAGAAUUCAAACAGGACAUGUCCUGUGCCUUAUACAAAAAUGGAAUACAAGAGAGCUUCAAAUGAUAGUUUAAAUAGUGUCAGCAGCAGUGAUGGCUAUGGUAAGAGAGGCCAAAUGAAACCUUCCAUUGAAUCUUACUCUGAAGAUGAUGAAAGUAAAUUUUGUAGUUAUGGUCAAUAUCCAGCUGACUUGGCACAUAAGAUUCAUAGUGCAAAUCAUAUGGAUGACAAUGAUGGAGAGCUAGACACUCCUAUCAAUUAUAGUCUUAAAUACUCAGAUGAACAGUUAAAUUCUGGAAGGCAAAGUCCCUCUCAGAAUGAAAGAUGGGCACGGCCUAAGCAUAUAAUAGAUGAUGAAAUGAAACAAAAUGAACAAAGGCAAUCAAGGAGCCAAAAUGCAACGUACCCAGUAUACACUGAAAGUGGAGAUGAUAAACACAUGAAAUACCAGUCACCUUUUGGACAGCAAGAGUGUGUUUCUUCCUUUAGAUCAAGAGGAUCCAAUGGUUCAGAUCAGAACAGAGUAGGUUCAACUCUUGGAAUGAAUCAGAAAGUAAACCAGUCCUUGUGCCAGGUUGAUGAUUAUGAUGAUGAUAAGCCAACCAACUAUAGUGAACGCUACUCUGAGGAGGAACAACAUGAAGAGGAAGACAGACCAACUAAUUAUAGCAUGAAGUACAAUGAAGAGGAACAUCAUGUCGAUCAGCCUAUUGAUUAUAGUUUAAAAUACUCAACAGAAGUUCCUCCUUCUUCUCAGAAGCCAUCUUUUACUUUUUCAAAGACUUCUUCAGUGCAAAGCACUAAAACUGACCAUAUUUCCUCAAGCAGUGGGAACACAUCAGCCCCCUCAGCCAGUUCAAAGAGACAGAAUCAGCUUCACCCAAAUUCUGCACAGAGCAGAGGUGGUCAUGCGCAAAAGACUGCCUCCUGUAAAACUCCCUCUAUUAAUCAGGAAACUAUACAAACUUACUGUGUGGAAGAUACCCCAAUAUGUUUUUCAAGGUGUAGCUCUUUGUCAUCUUUGUCAUCAGCUGAAGAUGAAAUAGGACGUGAUCAAUCCACACGUGUGACAGAUGCUAAUAACACACUGCAGAUAGCAGAACUAAAGGAAAACAGUGGGGCUCUAUCUACAGAAGGUGCAGUAAGUGAAAUCACGUCAACAUCACAACACAUCAGAACAAAAUCCAGUAGACUUCAGACUUCUAGUUUGUCUCCUUCUGAUUCCUCUAGACAUAAAGCUGUUGAAUUUUCUUCAGGUGCCAAAUCUCCCUCAAAGAGUGGUGCACAGACUCCUAAAAGCCCACCAGAACAUUAUGUGCAGGAAACGCCACUCAUGUUCAGCAGAUGUACUUCUGUAAGUUCCCUGGAUAGUUUUGAAAGCCGUUCAAUUGCUAGUUCAGUUCAAAGCGAGCCUUGCAGUGGAAUGGUAAGUGGUAUUAUAAGUCCUAGUGACCUUCCAGACAGCCCAGGACAAACAAUGCCUCCAAGCAGAAGUAAAACGCCACCCCCGGCUCAAGGAGUUCAAGUAAAAAGAGAUGUAGCUAAAGGUAAAGUACCUAGUGCAGAAAAGAGAGAGCCUGGUCCUAGACAAGCAGCUGUAAAUGCAGCUGUUCAAAGAGUUCAGGUACUGCCAGAUGCUGAUACACUAUUACAUUUUGCUACAGAAAGCACACCAGAUGGGUUUUCUUGCUCUUCUAGCCUAAGUGCUCUGAGUCUUGAUGAGCCGUUCAUACAGAAAGAUGUAGAGUUAAGAAUAAUGCCUCCCGUUCAUGAAAACGAACAUGGAAAUGAAACAGAACCUGAACAGUCUGAUGAUACAAAGGAUGACCAAGAGAAGAAAGUGGAGAAGCCUACUGAAGCAGAAAAAGACAUUCUGGAUGAUUCUGAUGAUGAUGAUGAUAUUGAAAUACUGGAAGCAUGUAUUAUUUCUGCAAUGCCAACAAAGUCUUCACGUAAAGCCAAAAAGCCUUCUCAGGCAUCUGCUCCAAAAAUACCUCCUCCUGUAGCCAGAAAGCCCAGCCAGUUGCCAGUUUACAAACUUCUGCCUUCACAAAGCAGAUUGCAGUCCCAAAAGCAUGUGAGUUUUACACCGGGAGAUGAUAUGCCACGGGUAUAUUGUGUUGAGGGUACCCCAAUAAAUUUUUCAACAGCUACAUCUCUGAGUGAUCUCACAAUAGAAUCACCCCCGAGUGAGUUGGCCAACGUAGACGGUACAGGAGCAGAGUCAGGGGAGUUUGAAAAGCGAGAUACCAUUCCUACAGAAGGUAGAAGUACUGAUGACUCACAGAGAGCAAAAAGCUCAGCUGUGACUCCCCCAGGCCUGGAUGAUGACAAAACAGAAGAGGGUGAUAUUCUGGCUGAGUGCAUUAACUCAGCUAUGCCAAAAGGAAAAAGUCACAAACCCUUCAGAGUGAAGAAGAUAAUGGAUCAAAUUCAACAAGCGUCUUCAGCUCUAAGUAAUAAAAACCAACCAGAAGGUGAGAAGAAGAAGCCAACAUCACCAGUAAAGCCUGUUCCCCAAAAUAAUGAAUACAGAGCACGUAUAAGAAAAACCACAGAGCCUAAAAGCAAUAUUAAUAAUGAAAGAAGCUAUCCAGAGAACAGAGACGCAAAGAAACAGAAUCUUAAAAAUAAUUCAAGAGAUUUUACUGACAAAUUGCCAAAUAAUGAAGAGCGUGUAAGAGGAAGCUUUGCAUUUGAUUCCCCUCAUCAUUACACACCUAUUGAGGGCACUCCUUAUUGUUUUUCACGGAAUGAUUCCCUAAGUUCUUUAGAUUUUGAUGAUGAUGAUGUUGACCUUUCAAGGGAGAAGGCAGAGUUAAGAAAAGGAAAAGAAGCAAAGGAAGCAGAAACUAAAGACUGCACUAAUCCAGAACAGUCUUCAAAUCAGCAACCAAGUAACAGGACACAAGUUUGUCAAAAACACCCAACAGGCAGAAGCCAGCCUAAAGCUUUCUCUCAGUCAACUAAAGAUAUUCCAGACAGAGGAGCAGCUACAGAUGAGAAAAUGCAGAAUUUUGCUAUCGAAAACACACCUGUUUGUUUUUCUCGCAAUUCAUCUCUUAGUUCCCUCAGUGAUAUUGAUCAAGAAAAUAAUAACAAAGAAGGGGAACCUGCAAAACGUACUGAGGCUCCUGAUUCACAGAUGGAAUCAAACAGACCACAGACUUCUGGUUAUGCACCUAAAUCAUUUCAUGUUGAAGAUACUCCUGUAUGUUUCUCUAGAAACAGCUCUCUGAGUUCUCUUAGUAUUGACUCAGAAGAUGAUCUUUUGCAGGCACCAUUUCAUCUUACCCCAGACCAAGAAGAAAAACCUUUCACUAGUAAUAAAGGUCCAAGAAUUCUUAAGCCAGGAGAGAAGAGUACACUGGAGUCUAAAAAAGCAGAAUCCGAAAGUAGGGGAAUCAAAGGAGGGAAGAAAGUGUAUAAAAGUAUAAUUACAGGAAAAGCUCGCUCCAAUUCAGAAGUUUCAAGCCAGUUGAAGCAACCACAACAGACAAGUGUGCCUUCAAUUUCACGUGGGAGGACAAUGAUCCAUAUUCCAGGAGUUCGAAAUAGUUCUUCAAGUACUAGUCCUGUUUCCAAAAAAGGUCCACCACUGAAAAACACGAACUCUAAGAGUCCCAGUGAAGGCCAAAGUUUGACUAGUUCUCCAAGAGGAGUCAAGUCAUCAGUGAAACCUGAGCCGGCUCCUGUAACUAGGCAACCAUCAGGGUUGAACCAGAGUGGAUCAAGUAAAGGACCUUCUAGGUCAGGAUCUAGAGACUCCACUCCAUCUAGACCUCAACAGCAGCCAUUAAGUAGGCCUCUGCAAUCUCCCGGCCGAAACUCAAUUUCCCCGGGAAGAAAUGGUAUAAGUCCUCCCAACAAACUGUCUCAGUUGCCAAGGACAUCAUCUCCUAGCACAGCUUCAACUAAAUCUUCAAGUUCAGGUAGAAUGUCAUAUACAUCACCAGGCAGGCAGAUGAGCCAGCAAAACCUUACAAAGCAAACUGCCUUACCUAAGAGUACCAGUAGCAUUCCACGAAGUGAGUCUGCUUCAAAAGGGUUAAACCAAGCUCUCAGCAGUGGAGGAUCAAACAAAAAGACUGAACUAUCCAGAAUGUCAUCCACAAAAUCUAGCGGAAGUGAAUCUGACAGAUCUGAGAGACCUGUUCUCGUUCGUCAGUCAACUUUCAUUAAAGAAGCUCCGAGCCCAACUCUAAGACGGAAAUUAGAAGAGUCAGCUUCAUUUGAAUCUCUGUCUCCUUCCAGGCCAGAUUCUCCCACAAGGUCCCAACUACAGACCCCAGUUUUAAGUCCAUCUCUUCCUGAUAUGUCUUUAUCCACUCAUUCAACUGCCCAGACUAGUGGUUGGCGAAAAUUACCCCCUAAUCUGAGCCCAUCUGUAGAAUAUGAUGGGAGACCAGCGAAACGUCAUGAUAUAGCUCGUUCUCAUUCUGAGAGUCCAUCUAGACUGCCGAUCAAUAGAUCGGGAACAUGGAAACGUGAGCAUAGUAAGCAUUCCUCGUCACUUCCUCGUGUAAGCACUUGGCGAAGAACUGGAAGUUCCUCCUCAAUUCUGUCAGCUUCUUCAGAAUCCAGUGAAAAGGCAAAAAGUGAAGAUGAAAAGCAACAUGGAAGUUCUCUUUCUGGACACAAGCAAAGUAAAGAAAGUCAAGCACCAGCAAAAGGUACUUGGAGAAAAAUAAAAGAAAAUGAAAUUCCUCAGAUAAUGAAUGAUCCUCAGCAUUCUUCCUCAGGUGCCACAAAUGGCUCCGAUUCCAAAACGCUCAUCUAUCAGAUGGCACCAGCUGUCUCUAAGACAGAGGAUGUGUGGGUGAGGAUAGAGGACUGCCCGAUCAACAAUCCUCGAUCUGGAAGGUCCCCAACUGGAAAUACUCCGCCUGUUAUUGACAGUGUUUCAGAGAAAGGGGGUGUGAAUGGUAAAGAUCCUAAAGAGAUUCAAGAAAAACAAAUUGCAGGGAAUGGAGGUGUUCCUGUUCGUACCAUUGGUUUAGAAAACCGUCUGAACUCUUUCUUUCAGAUAGACAGUCCAGACAAGAAAGGCACUGAAACAAAGCCUCUGCAGAAUAAUCCCGUUCCUGCACCAGAAAAUAAUGAAAGUACUGUAAGCGAGCGUACACCAUUCAGUUCCAGUAGCUCAAGCAAACAUAGCUCCCCCAUUGGUGCUGUUGCAGCAAGAGUGACUCCUUUCAACUACAAUCCAAGCCGCAGAAAGAGUAGUGUGGACAAUAGUUCUGCUCGGCCAUCACAAAUACCAACACCGGUAAACAACAGCACGAAGAAACGUGACUCCAAGUCUGAAAAUCAAGACUCCAGUGGAACUCAGAGUCCUAAACGUCACUCUGGCUCUUACCUGGUAACUUCUGUUUAAGUGCAACAAAAAAUAAAUAAAACUGAUGUAUUAUAUACAGCAGCUACUUAGAAACUGUUUCAAAUGAAACUUUAAAAAAAUGGGGAUUAACUUUUUUGUUGUUCUUAUUUGUUGUAAAUAGGUUUGAUUCUUGUUAGAGGGUCCUUGUUCUGGAAGCCAUAUUUGAUAGUAUACUUUGUCUUCACUGGUAAUAUUUUGGAGGAAUACCUGAUUGACAGUUUGGAAUAAAAUUGCUAACGCAAGUAUAUUUGUACAGUAUGUUUAACAUGUAUUUAAUUAGCAUCCCAUCCCAUAAUCCUUUAAAUAUUGCUUGUCGUUGAAAUCAUGGAACAUUGCAGAUAGGGAUGAUACAGUCAUAUUGCUUUAUCAAUCAUUUCUAGAUUACAGACUGACUAAACUACAUCAGGGAAAAAUUGGUAUUAUUUAUGCAAAAAAAGUAUACUCAGUUUUAGUAUUUGUGAGUCCAUCUAACCCAAUAAUUAAUCAUGUGGCUGUGAAAUUCACAGUAAUAUGGUUUCUGCUGAACAAGCUUUCCCAGCCUGCUUUUCUGCAUGAAUGGAACUGAUGGUUCAUUUUCUGAAGUAAUGAUUAACAUUUCUGUGGUCACAUAAUGUGCAUAGAUAGUUAUGGUGUAACAAUUUACACUUUCUUUGUGCUCUGCAAAAAAAAAAAAAAAGGAAAACUGUGUAACUGUAAAACCUUGAACAAAAUUAUUUUACCUGAAUUAGAUUUUAUCUUAAAGUAGGUAGAAUUUUUUUGCUAUGCUGUAACUUGUUGUAUAUUCUGGUAUUUGAGGUGAGAUGGCUGCUCCUUUAUUAAUGAGACAUGGGUGAUGUCUCAACAGAGACUAAAAUGAACAUUUCAGAAUAAAUUAUUACUAUAUGUAAA